UUUUGCAUCAGUUCUUAGUUUGCCCCCCGCUCUCGAGGGUAUGGGUACCUGCGAUGAGAAAUCAACGGACCUUAACCGAUUUACCACUCGAAGUCCUCGAUCUAAUAUUUAAGAACUUACGAAAUCUGAGAGACAAACUUCGAUUGGCGCAGGUCCAUGAAUAUCUGGGACAAGCGUUUUCCUACCACAGCGGCAGUGAUUACAGGAGGUUCUCCCCAAAAAUACAUUUUCCGGUUCGGUUGUAUCGUGUUCUGUUGGCGGAAUGUGGUCCAUCAAUUGUGGAGUUCACAUGUGGGUCGGACACUUGGAGCGAUCUGUUGGCCAAAUCGAUAGCGAAGAACUGUCCCAACUUGGAGUCGGUGAACAUUAGUGUUACUUUGAGGAACAGUAAUAGCGUUCACUCCUUUCUGCUCAACAUGGCAAAAUCUUUAAUUUCGGUUGAACUAAAACUCAACGACAGUUGCCAAUCGCCGAGGAUCCUGAAUGCCGUGGCAGAACUGAAAAACUUGAGAAAACUGUUGUAUGAAGGAUACAUAGACAGAGGAGUAAACCAGCUGCACAAACUAGUUGCUCUUGAGGAGUUAAGACUCGACUACCAAGGAAGGGGAUACAGAUGCAGAGCGGUUAAUCUCCUCCAGAUUUGUGGACAGAUGACAAAUCUCCGGUGCUUGACUGUGAGCAAUAUUUGUAUAUCUCCACCAGAUGGGUUUCAUCCCAUGAUAUGGCCAAACUUAAAAGAUUUUAAAAUGCAGAAUUGCGAAAUCUCCACAGUAUUACCCGAUUGUCCGAAGCUAAAAUCUCUUUAUAUAAAGUUUUGCAAAUGCAGAAUAAGAGGUUACGUCUGCAGCUUUAUUUUGAAGAAUGGCAAGAAUAUAGAGGAAAUAGAUGAGAGUUGUGAACCGGCACCAUUCGAUGGGCCCAGUUUUCUUCAGGUGAUCCGAAGCUGUCAAAAACUGCAAUUAUUUUCCACUCCCAUGGGUGGUAUAAGAAUCUACCAAGCCUUCGUUACCUCCUUAGUGGAUAUUCUUAAGGUUAAUGCAGCAAUGCGAAAGGAACCUUUUGAACUGAUAUUGUACUGCCGAGAUAAGCUAAGAUGGCUUCGACGAUUUCUACAACGGACAUCUUAUCCUGAAGUGAUCCACACGCUUUACCUCUACAAAUUCUGAUGAUUGUAAAAUUUAUGAUUUCAUUUUGUUCCAUUUUAACCA
Molecule: messenger RNA, 1208 nt
Organism: Drosophila suzukii
Lineage: Eukaryota; Metazoa; Arthropoda; Insecta; Diptera; Drosophilidae
Source: RefSeq, a predicted model, not a curated record